Messenger RNA from Colletotrichum gloeosporioides, 990 nucleotides. RefSeq lists its product as uncharacterized. NCBI's taxonomy places the organism in Eukaryota, Fungi, Ascomycota, Sordariomycetes, Glomerellales, Glomerellaceae. Bases 1 to 990 code for a protein of 329 amino acids. The transcript has 2 exons. The record is from RefSeq and is a predicted model, not a curated record.
AUGCCGUAUAACACUCGACGCAAGUCGCUUUCUUUGCCAUCUCUGGGAAUCCACGUACCUGGGAGCCAUGCCCAUCGCAGUCCCGCCACCGCCAGCUCAAAUCGGAACAUCUCUGAGUGCACACCGAGUCGCAUCACCAUCAUACCCCCCGUGACACUACAAUCGAACAAGAGACAGAAGCGAUUCCAUGGUGACGGGACUCAACGCAAAGGAGACUCGCUAAGGCGCCCCGACGAGAAAAGCAUGCUGGAGCACACGCCACCGCCAUCCCCGACGGCCGAGGACGUCAAGAUCGGAGACUGUGGCAACGCAACAUCAUCAAUAAACAUCAAGCUGGAAGCAAUUAAUGACGAGAUUGUGGAGGCCGUCGUCGUCCAACUGCAGGCGACCGCGAACAGGCCUCAUCUGGUUAAGGAGCUGGCGACUGUCUUGUCGCAGCAGUUGCCUAUCGUCCAACAUGUAGCAUCUGGGUCUGAGGACGGUGAUGACAUGGAUUUGCGCCGAAGAGAGCUGAGUCCAUCACCAGAGGUGGAUCUGUCGUCUCCCGAGUUUGACGAUGCGGAUGACGACUUCGCGAUGCCUUCGACGCCUGUUGGGUCACUUCCCACUAGUUUGAGGUAUGCCAGAAGCCACCGGAGUGCGUCACCUCCCCUCGAGAAGGACGAGCGAGAAUUCACACAGACCGCCGAUGUGCUUCAGAAGCGCAAGCUCGCUCGCGAACUCUCAACAGCUACAGCUGACCACUCGACGGCCAAUACGUAUGAAGGGUCACGUGAGGAUACCAUGUUCGAAGAGAGACAAAGUAUUGCCGUAAAUGGCAAUGUUGCCCCAGUCCACUUCCUGACAAGCCCUGCUAUCAAGGCAACUAUGCCUCCCAAAAAGGACACUGAUGGGGACAGCUGGCUGAAGCUAGGUGUCCUCCUAGAGUGGGAUCACAGCCCGGAAAACAUUGAACUCGACGAGCUUGAUUGUUUACUGGACUCAUGUUGA